CUUGCCUUAUCGGUUUGACCUCCGUUACAACUCUGAGAUAUUCCCAUUCCUCUACAGCAUACCAAAAGCCUGAACCAUUCCUCCUCUACUUUCCGAUCCCAAUCCGAUCAUAAUUACGUCUACUCCUUUGUUCAUAAACCCUUCCCAGUACUUCCCUGUUUGUCUUCAGCUCACUUGGUUAAUUUUGGUCCCUCCUUUCCUUUGUUCUCUUGAUGUCUAUAUUUCUAGUCAAAGCCUUUUACUUCGAUUCUCUGUUUAUCAAACUAAUUCCUCAGCUUUUUCGAGUCUUUUUCCUAUUUCUCACGAUUUGAAUAUCGGGCUCGGUAUCAUCUUUCCUUGUUUUUCGUAUUGUUUGGGUCUGCUCCCUUGUUGUCUCUGUUAGUCCCUCAUUUAUACUUUUGCUUGGGGGUUGAAACCAAAAAAAAAAAAAAAAAAAACCCACCGAAAAAUAUGGAAAUUCCUACUGGCAGCGCUGGCAAUCUCGUUAGCGAAAUUGCCAAAUUCAUGUUCCUCCAAAUUAAGCGUCGUAUCAGUUAUGUAUUCCACCAUCAGAGAAGGGUUGAGACUUUUGAGGAAAAAGUUCAGAGGUUGAAAGAAAGAAGAGAUAGAGUGCAGCAUGAUGUUAAUGCUGCUAAGAGGAACGCGGAGAAAAUAGAGAUCGGCGUCGAGAAUUGGCUGAUCGAAGUGGACAAGAUAAUCAAUGAACGGGCGAAAGAAAUGAAGGACCUUGAAGACAAAGCAAGGAACAAGUGUUUCAUUGGCUUGUGUCCCAAUUUCAAGUCUCGUUACCAGCUUAGCAAGGAAUCAGAAAAAGAUGCCAACGCUGUUGAUGAACUCCUCCAACAAGGUGAAUUUGACAAAGUAUCAUACCGUGAUCUUCCUCGAGCCAUAGUGGAUGCAUCUCCUAAAGAUUUUGAGGCCUUUGAUUCAAGAAAGCAGGUUUUUAACGAGAUAAUGGAGGUAUUGAAACAUCCUAGUAUCAACAUUAUAGGGGUGUACGGAACGGGUGGUGUGGGCAAGACCACACUUGUCAAAGAAGUUGCUAAAAAAGUCAAAGGGGAUAAGUUAUGUGAUGUGGUGGUUAUGGCAGAUGUAACUCAGACUCUUGAUAUUCAGAAAAUGCAAGACCAAAUUGCAGAGUCAUUGGGUUUAAAAUUAGAAGAAAAGAGUGUGGCUAUAAGAGCUAGUCGAUUGCACGAAAGAUUGAAGGAAGAAAAGAAGAUUCUUGUUGUUUUAGAUGAUAUUUGGGCAAGGUUAGACCUGAAGGAAGUGGGAAUUCCUAUUGCAGAUGAACAUGAAGGAUGCAACAUCCUGCUUACGUCAAGAGAUCUCAAUGUUUUACUGAAUGGUAUGGAUGCUCAGAAAACAUUUCUAAUCGAUGUUUUAAAAGAAGAGGAAGCUUGGGAUUUAUUCAAGAAGAUGGCAGGGAACAGUGCUGAAAGUCCUGAAUUGCGGUCUAUAGCUACUAAGGUAGCUGAAAAGUGUGCUGGUCUGCCAAUCGCCAUUUCAACGGUUGCAAGGGCUUUGAGGAAUAAAGCUUUGUUUGAAUGGAAGGAUGCUUUGCGGCAACUACAGAGGCCUUCCUCAAGCAACUUCUGUGGGGUACCAGCAGAUGCAUAUGCUGCUAUAGAGUUGAGUUACAAUCAUUUAAAAGAUGAGGAGCUCAAACAGGCUUUCUUGCUUUGCAGUCUACUUGGUCAUAAUGCUCUUAUUCAAGACAUGCUGAAAUAUAGCAUGGGUUUGGGUCUAUUUAGUAGUGUCAACACAGUAGAAGAAGCACGAGAUAGAUUGUUGACGGUGGUGAGUAACCUGAAAACCUCUUGUUUGUUACUUGAUAGUUACACCGAUCAGUGCUUUGAUAUGCAUGACCUUAUUCGUGAUGUUGCCAUAUCAAUCGCUUCUAGGGAGAACCGUGUCUUUGCAUUAAACAAGGAGGAUGUUCAGAAAGAUUGGCCAAAUGUAGAGGCAAUGAAAAAUUGCGACAAAAUUAGUUUGCGUUAUGCUAGUAUUAGCAAGCUUCCUGAUCAAUUGAAAUGUCCAAAACUUACAUUUUUCUAUAUGGGUAGCAGGGAUCCUUCGAUGGAAAUGCCAACUAACUUUUUCAAUGAAACGAAAAAUCUUAAAGUUCUAGAUUUGACUAAAAUGCAUUUUUUGUCCUUACCUUCCUCCAUUUCUCUACUAUCAAACCUUGGAACAUUGUGCCUCGAUCAAUGUGUGUUGGGAGAUAUUGCCAUUAUUGGAGAGCUCAAGAAUUUAGAAAUUCUUAGCCUUUUGAAAUCUCAUAUUGAAAUGUUACCCAAGGAAAUUGGACAGCUGAUUAAGCUAAAGUUGUUAGAUCUAACUGGUUGCACCAAACUCAAAAUAAUUCUCCCAAACAUCUUAUCGAGUUUGUCUAGACUAGAAGAAUUAUAUAUGGGUAACAGUUUUGUUCAAUGGGAGACAGAGGGACACACUCAACGAAGCAAUGCUAGUCUUGCAGAAUUCAAGGCUUUGUCUUGUUUAACCGCCUUAGAUGUUCAUAUCCCUAAUGCCAAGAUUAUUCCAAGAGAUUUGUUCUUUGAAAAAUUGCAAAGAUACAAGAUUUUCAUAGGAGAAGCAUGGGAUUGGGAUGGUCAGAUUGAAUACUCGACACUGAAACUCCAGCUAAAUACAAGCAUUCGGUAUCUAAAUUAUGGAUUGAAAAUGUUAUUGAACAAAGUGGAACAUCUACAUCUAUAUGAAAUGACAGGUGUCAAGAUUUUGCUAUUUGAGUCAGAACAUAAGGAAUGUUUUCGACAGUUGAAGAAUCUUCAUAUUCAAAAUGGUGCGAUGAUCCAAUAUAUCAUUAAACAUAUUGAUGUUGACAAAAUUGAGUUUCUUCAACUACAUUCCUUGACGCUUCAUGGUUUGCCAAAGCUCGUUAGCUUUUGCUCCGGAUGCGACGAUUCAACUUCCAUUUCUCCAAAAGAGUUGCCACUUUUCAAUGACAAGAUAAUGUUUCCUAAGUUGGAGAAGCUAAAACUAUCCUCAAUCAACAUUGAAAGGAUAUGGCACUACCAACUUCCCAGCGGGUCUUAUUCGAUGCAAAAUUUGACGAGCUUGAUUAUUGAGGGAUGUGACAACUUAAAGCACGUAUUAUCGUGCUUUAUGGCUGAAUGUUUGCAGCAGCUCAAAAGCUUUGAGGUAAUUGAUUGCAGGUGCAUACAAGAGAUAGUAGCAACGGAGGAGAUAAAAGAAGAUGGAAAGAGAGCUACAAUUUCAUUCCCUCUAUUAAACUCCCUAAAAUUAAAGGCUCUUCAGAAACUCAUCGGAUUUUGCCAUGAAAAUUAUUUUCUUGAAUUCCCAUCCUUAAAGAUUCUAGAGAUAGAGCACUGCCUUAAAUUGAAGGGAUUCAUCAACAAAUCUAUGAGUAAAGAUAUCACUAUUGGCAGUACUACUGAAGCGCUGUUCAAUGAACAGGUUGCUUUUCCCAACUUGGAGAAAGUGACAAUCUCUCAUUUGAGAAACGUGAAGAGGUUAGGGUUUAACCAAUUUCAUGCGGAUUCUUUUUAUAAGAUGAAAGAGUUGAAAGUUGAGUACUGUGAUGAGUUGUUGAAUAUUUUUCAAUCUUUUGUUCUUGGAGCAUUUCAAAGACUUGAAAUACUAAGAGUAACUGAUUGUGGUUCACUUGAAGAAGUGUUCGAACACCAAGUCCACGGGCUAGAAAUCAAAGAUACGUGUGAUGUGGCCUUACAAUUAAAAGAAAUGUAUCUCUUUCGUUUGCCAAAGUUGAAGCAUGUUUGGAACAAGGAUCCGCAGGGAAAUAUUUCAUUUCAAGCUCUACGUGUAGUAGAUGUUUGGAAAUGUUGGAGUUUGAAAAGUCUGUUUCCAUUUUCAAUAGCCAAAGGUCUUCCACAACUUGAAAGCCUUGAGAUUACUAGUAGUGGAGUGGAGGAGAUUGUUUCAAAGAAUGAAGGAUUAGAACAGGAAAUUCGCUUUGAAUUUAAUCAGUUAUCCUUCCUUAGCCUUUGGAAUUUAACAAACCUCAAAUGUUUUUACUCAGGAAGGCACACCACUGUUUGGCCGGCGUUAAAAAAUUUGAAGACACAUCGGUGUGGGAAAAUAAAGAUACUUGGCCAGCUGGAGUCCCAUAUCCAACAACCACUUUUUCAUAUUGAAAAGGUUAUCCCUCAAUUGGAGGAAGUGUCGUUUAGCAGUGAUGAGAUCGCAAUGAUAUGUGGUGACCAGUUUUCAGAAAAUUUUUUUUGCCAUAUAAAAGUUCUUCAGGUUACUUGCUACCUCAGUGAAUCUGCUGUUUUCCCGUUUUCUUUCCUCCAAAGAUUUUACAAUCUAGAAAAGCUUGAGCUGUUUAGUUGCAACUUCAAGGAGCUAUCACCUUACGAAAGAAAUGUUGGUGAGGAGAAGGAAGUCUGGAUGCUCCCAAAAUUUAAAAAGUUAAAAUUGAGGUAUUUACAUAAGGUGACACAUCUAUGGAAGCAAGAGUCACCAUUGGGUCAUAUUUGUGCAAGUCUUGAAACUCUUGAAGUUUGGAAUUGUGAUAGUUUGAUUAAUUUAGGAUCAUCAUCCGCAUCUUUUGAAAAUCUUACAACUUUGGAUGUCUGGAAGUGCAAAGGGAUAGUAAAGUUGAUUACAUCCCCAAAAGCCCAAAGUUUGGUGCGUCUUGUCAAAAUGAAGAUAACAAAGUGUAAAAUGAUGAAAGAAGUAGUUGCGAGCGAGGGAGAUGAUGAAGCAACAGAUGAGAUUAUUUUUAGAGGGUUAAAAUGUUUGGAACUUCGUUGUUUAGCAAGCCUCAGAAGCUUUUGUUCAGGGAAUUACACCUUCAAGUUCCCAUCAUUGGAACGAGUGAUUGUGAGCCAGUGUCCUAGAUUGAACAGCUUUUGUCAUGGAGCUUUAAGCACACCCAAGUUACACAGAGUACAACUCGUGCCGACACAUUAUAAAGGGCGUUGGGUUGGUGACCUUAAUGCCACCAUAGAACAGUUACACGAGGAAAAGGUUGGAUAUCGAAGUCUAAAGCAUUUGAAGUCAUCAAAGUUUCCUGAGUUGGUGGACAUAUGGAAUAGAAAUCCUCAAGAAAUUUUAGACUUGAAAAGCCUUGAAUUUCUAGAGUUUUGUAAUUUCAACAACUUGGGAUGCAUAUUUAACCUCUAUAUGGCCGUAAGCCUUGUGCGACUCCAACAGCUGGAGAUAAAGAAAUGCAAUAAAAUGGAAGCAGUCAUCAAGGAAGAGAGAUCAGUUCUUGAUGAGGAAGCAAGAUUAGAUAAGAUCGCCAUUUUCCCUCUUCUAAAAUCCAUUUUUAUCGAGUGUUGUCCUGACUUGACAAGCUUUUAUUUGGGAAGUCCAGCUCUAAUAGAAUGUCCAUCCUUGGAAAUAAUUGAGGUAGCUCGCUGUCCCAACAUGACUACCUUUGUUUCUAUAUUUCCAAGACCCAAGGAGAAACAAGCAAUACUGGGUGAUGCAAUUGAAAGAAACGAGGAUGACCCUGAUAUUCUUACUGGAUUUUUCUGCGAUAAGGUUGCUUUUCCCAACUUGGAGAAAGUGAGAAUCUCUCAUUUAAGAUACGUGAAGAGACUAUGGUAUAACCAACUUCAUGCAGAUUCUUUUUGUAAGAUGAAAGAGUUGAAAGUUCAGUACUGUGAUGAAUUGUUGAAUAUGUUUCCGUCUCAUGUACUGAGAGUUUUUCUAAGACUGGAAAUACUAACAAUAACUGAUUGUGAUUCGCUAAAAGAAGUGUUUGAACUCCAAGCCCAAGGGUUAGAAAUCAAGGAUAAAUGUGAUGUGGCCUUCCAAUUAAAAGAAAUGCGUCUCUUUCGUUUGCCAAAGCUGAAGCAUGUUUGGAAUAACGAUCCCCAUGGAAGUAUUUCUUUUCAAAAUCUACGAGGAGUACAUGUUUUCCAAUGUUGGAGCUUGAAAAGUCUAUUUCCAUUUUCAAUAGCCAAAGGUCUUCCACAACUUAAAAGGCUUUUAGUUCAAGAAUGUGGGUUGGAGGAGAUUGUUUCAAAGAAUGAAGGAUUAGAACAGGAAAUUUGGUUUGAAUUUAAUCAGUUAUCCUUCCUUAAGCUUUAGAAAUCAACAAACCUCAAAUGUUUUUACCCAGGAAUGCACACUACUGUGUGGCCAGUGUUAAAAACGUUGAGGACAUAUUCGUGUGGGAAGGUAAAGAUAUUUGAGCAGCUAGAGUCCCAUAUCCAACAACCACUUUUCCUGAUUGAAAAGGUCAUCCCCCAAUUAGAGGAAGUGUCAUUUAGCAGUGAUGACAUUGCAAUGAUAUGUGAUGGCCAAUUUCCGUCAGACUUCUUUUGUCAUAUAAAAGUCCUUAACAUUUCUUGCUACCUAGAUGAAUCAGCUGUUUUUCCGUUUUUUUUCCUCCAAAGAUUUUACAAUCUAGAAAUGCUUGCGGUGCUUGAUUGCAACUUCAAAGAGCUGUCUCCUUACGGAGGAAAUGUAAUUGAGGAGAAUGAAGUCCGGAUGCCCUCAAAAAUUAGAAACUUAAUGUUGGAUUAUCUGCCUAAGAUAAUACAUCUAUGGAAGCAAGACUCACCGCUGGACCAUAUAUGUGCAAGUCUUGAAACUCUUAAAGUUUGGAGAUGUAACAGUUUGAUUAAUUUAGCAUCAUCAUCCACGUCAUUUCAAAAUCUUACAACUUUGGAUGUCUGGAACUGCAAAGAGAUAGCAGAAUUGAUUACAGCUUCCAAAGUCCAAAGCUUGGUGCAUCUUGUUGAAAUGACGAUUAGAAAAUGUGAAAUGAUGAAAGAAGUAGUUGCAGACGAGGGAGAUGAUGAAGCAACAUAUGAGAUUAUUUUCAGGGAGUUGAAACGUUUGGAACUUCAAUGUUUACCAAGCCUCAGAAGCUUCUGUACAGGGAAUUAUACCUUCAGGUUCCCAUCAUUGGAACAAGUGAUUGUGAGUGAGUGUCUUAGUUUGAAGAGCUUUUGUCAGGGUGCUUUAAGCACACCAAAACUGGAAAGAGUACAACUAAACAGGACGGAUUCUGAGGGGCGUUGGGCUGGUGACCUUGGUGCCACCAUAGAACAGUUAUACAUGGAACAGAAUGUUCAAAUUUCUGAA
Messenger RNA from Theobroma cacao (cacao), 7047 nucleotides. RefSeq lists its product as uncharacterized. Gene Ontology annotation, molecular function: ATP hydrolysis activity; ADP binding. NCBI's taxonomy places the organism in Eukaryota, Viridiplantae, Streptophyta, Magnoliopsida, Malvales, Malvaceae. The record is from RefSeq and is a predicted model, not a curated record.